This is a messenger RNA of Lolium perenne, 1986 nucleotides long. RefSeq lists its product as uncharacterized. NCBI's taxonomy places the organism in Eukaryota, Viridiplantae, Streptophyta, Magnoliopsida, Poales, Poaceae. The record is from RefSeq and is a predicted model, not a curated record. Gene Ontology annotation, molecular function: protein binding.
CCAGAAUCGGUGACUGGGUUGGUGGCUACAAUAAAAAACCAGCGAUGCACAACAAGAUGACUGCGCGUCGCGUCGAACCUACCAUCUCCUUCCUCUGUCCUCCUUCUGUUCUUCUCUGGAUCUUCUUCUUCACAAGCGUCCCGUAUCCAUCUCACGUCCCGGCGAUCACCGGCGGCGAGGUCCAAGUACGGCCAUGACAGACGGCAGCUUUUUUUUUUCAGGGGAAAGCUCUGCAGCUGUAUAGAUUUUAGAAGUUCAAAUCCUUCCCGGUUUCGAUCUCCGACUUGGCGCCGACCGCCGCUAUAAAUCCCAAGGAGUCCAGGGCAGCCGCCAGUUUUCAGCGGAAGCCAGGGAUUCCUAGGAUUCCAGCUUUUAGAGGAGACUAGCAACUCACGAGUCAUCAAGUGGCAGAUUUCAUCUUCAGCAGGUCAAUUUGCGGGAGUCAUGGAGAAAGACAACGGAGAUGAUAAAAUCAGCACCUUGCCCAAUGACAUUCUGGUCAACAUUCUUGACCGACUCUAUGUCUCCGUCGCUGCAAGAACCAGCAUCCUCUCCAGACGGUGGAGUCAGCUCUCCACCAAGCUCUCUCGACUUGUAAUAAAUCCUCUGCCUGAGGGUGUGUCUAGCACGGACAUCUGUGAUGUUGACUUGGUUCGGAUCAAUGCAACUGCUGUUGAAGCGACAAAGAGCAUACUGACACGCAGAAAUCCAGGCGAAGACACCAUCCGCCUCCUGUCUACAACGUUCUACUUGAGUGGUGAUGUCCCCAUAUCCAUUGGACAUGCUGUUGGUGAUGCCAUGGCGACACACAAGAUUGAGAAGGCUGAAUUCAGAGUUUUCACAGGGAAGGAACGCAAACAGUGCACUAUUGAUGAUCUGGUCAAGUAUGGGACAAAGUUUGUUUCAUUUUUUAAGGAGUGUCUGAAUGCAUUUACUGGUUUGACACGCCUCUAUCUGGAGAAUUUGAGAUUUUCUGAUUCUGGCUUCGUCUCCAACAUCUUCGUCACUUGCAAGAGAUUAAAACAUUUAGGUUUUCUCAAUUGUGGCACAGAGAAUUGGAUAACACUCCAAGUUGAACACGCAGAACUCAGUGAGCUCAGUAUUAUCAGUUGCCGUUUUGACAAAGUCGAACUCAAGUGGCUCCCAAGACUCACCCGGGCAACCUACGCCUGCUGGGUCUCUUUCGACGAACUACCGCUGUCAUUUGGUCAUGUCCAAUUGCUCCAGUUUUUGAACCUUACAAAUGUUGCUCUUAGUUUCCAGAAAAUGGUCAGGUUAAGUACGCUACUUUGUGAGACAUAUACACAAGAGCUGCGGUUGGGGUUUAAAUGUGAAAGGAUUUGGAUUGAACCAGAGUGUCUGUCCCAAAGGCUGGCAUCUGCGUUCCACAGACUAAGGAUUGUCAAUCUAGUUAGCAUUCCUGAAGGGUAUGAUCUCACGUGGACAAUGUUCAUUCUGGAAGCUACGCCAUCCCUGGAAGAGUUCUACAUAUCGGUAAUGGAUCAUCCGUGUGAAAUGCAAACGGAUAAGGAGAAGAGAAGGGAACUCUUUCUUACUGAGAAGAAGGGUGUAGAGUGGGAAUCGCUUAGAUCAAAUUUCAAGCACCGCCGCCUUACCAAGCUCAUCAUCUUUUGCUUUGAGUAUUGCAUGGUGUGUCAUGUCAGUCGUGUCAUGAAAGCAGCGGUCAAUCUGAAGGAUGUGUACCUGUAUGAUAGGGUGGCAUGUAGCAAGUGCCAACACAUCAACCCUGCAAGGCCUGGUAGGCUUCCACGCAACAAGAAGAAAUUGAAUUUAAUGAAGAAGCUAUUGUUGCAGGGCAUCGAGUCACCUGCCAGAAUUCACUUCCUGAUCCCUUCUCCUGAAAUGGAUGAUGAUCAUGCUGCAAGGUUACCGUAGUGUUUCCGUUAAAAAUCUGGCUUUUCAGGAAGUUUAUGUAUUUCUAUAAAUUAAGCAUAAGAAAUAAACACGUGCAUACUGUCACCUUCA